AUGACAUCAAUUUCACCAUCUACCAGAAACAUGUUUGUUGCGCUCCAGCAAACAAACAAGCGUUUCUGCAAUGCACAUUGUGUAUGCUACACCAACAACAUCAUUGAUGGUCAAUACACACAAGUAUUGUUGAUGUACACUUUGAGUUCCAAGGCUGUAUUUUUUGUAGCGGGAAAGUCGUUGGAAAGCUGCACAUUGAAUUGA
This is a messenger RNA of Batrachochytrium dendrobatidis JAM81, 204 nucleotides long. RefSeq lists its product as uncharacterized. The record is from RefSeq and is a predicted model, not a curated record. The transcript has 2 exons. NCBI's taxonomy places the organism in Eukaryota, Fungi, Chytridiomycota, Chytridiomycetes, Rhizophydiales. Bases 1 to 204 code for a protein of 67 amino acids.